Messenger RNA from Candida tropicalis MYA-3404, 954 nucleotides. RefSeq lists its product as uncharacterized. The transcript has a single exon. Lineage: Eukaryota; Fungi; Ascomycota; Pichiomycetes; Serinales; Debaryomycetaceae. Bases 1 to 954 code for a protein of 317 amino acids. The record is from RefSeq and is a predicted model, not a curated record.
AUGUCAGAUCAAAUGGACACUGACAUUCCACCAGCCAACCCAACAAAUGAACAGUCCACCUUGGACUUAAUAUUACAAGAGAUUAGAUCCUUGAAAGACCGACUUUCAAUUGUUGAAAACAACCAAAAAGCUUUUCUACCAGAUCAAGCUAAGAAAAUUGGAGAAUUAUCAACUGAUUAUCAAAAGGAAGAAGAACAGAUUAAAGAAAUUCAAGAUGUUGUCAAUAAAGAACAUGAAGAGAUGACAACCGUUAAAAAUGUUGUCACUGAAGAUCAUUCGGCAAUGAAAGAUGUUCAAUCCCAUUUAAAAUCGGUUGAAGAAACAGAAUUUGCACAAAAAGAAGAACAACAAAAGGUGCAAUCUAAUUUAGAACUGUUGAUUGUUGAUGAACAAAACUUAAAGCAAAGAGAGGCAACAGCUGAGACAGGUAUUAGUGAAUUACAUAACAUGAUCAAAAUGUUAGAACAAAAACUCACUGUCGAACUGUCAAACACUAGAGCAACAAUGGAAAUUUUCAACAAUAAUCAAAAACGAUUACUUGAUUUAAUAAAUGACAGUAAUAACAACAGGUUCAGCUCCACUACGACUGAAGACCAAAGUAAGCAACCACAGAUAGGUAAUUCAGAUUCUUUGAAUAACGACUUGAAAAAUUUAGUCGGUUUAAAUAGUGAAGACAUCCAAACUAUCAAAGCUUAUUUGCCAUUUGUGGUCUUACAUCCUAUAUACACUGGGAAUGCCACAAAUAAACCUCCCCCCAUGCGUGAUGAAUUAAUCAUAGAAGGCCACCAGGAUCAACAAAAGAUCACCAAAUUUAAGAACAUACAAUCUUAUCUUCAACUCCUGAUGGUCCCAUACGAAUUAUUUGGUUUAUUUUUUGAACCUUAUUUACGCGGUAAUUAUAUUGAUGCUAUCGCUGAUCAAAAGGAUCAUCCUGCUGAUGGAAAAUCAUUCUAA